Aspergillus novofumigatus IBT 16806 is the source of this 555-nucleotide messenger RNA. RefSeq lists its product as uncharacterized. The transcript is spliced from 2 exons. NCBI's taxonomy places the organism in Eukaryota, Fungi, Ascomycota, Eurotiomycetes, Eurotiales, Aspergillaceae. The coding region runs from base 1 to 555 and encodes 184 amino acids. The record is from RefSeq and is a predicted model, not a curated record.
AUGGCAUCCGAGACUGUCGUCAACAGUGAUCUGCGACGGGCAAGUACCGAAGCAAAGAGACAGCACGACCGCAAGGCCAAAUGGGCUUACGGCGGCCGAUGUGCGCUUCCUCGGCAGAACCUGGUGGCCCCUUUCCUGCCAAUAACUCGUCCUGCGAAACCACUGCACCGACAUCUUCCCGUCAUCAAGCGUUCCAAUCAACACAACCUCAACCAGCUCGCACGUUAUUCCAGGGUUUCCCUGCAUCAUGAUAUCCAAGAGAUCCUUGACACCGGUACCUCUGAUUCGUCUAGUGGUGAGGAAGUCGAGGAGCCAGUCGCAGUCGAAAAGGGCCCCGAAGUCAUGAUCGUUGACGAAGACGAGAACCCGCAUCCGUAUGAGGUGUCUGGUCAGACAAUCUUGUCUGACGCUGUGAACAAGGCCGUGGAGAAGUACGAGACAAAGGAGACCGAGAAGCUGGUCAAGGAAUAUGAGAUCAUCUCACCUGAGAGCGAGAUGAGAACUGGCUAUCUGGCUGACGAUGAUUUCGAGCUGGUAGACCAUGUUCAGCUGUGA